Gallus gallus (chicken) is the source of this 1544-nucleotide messenger RNA. It is a transcript of the gene SULT1C3, whose product is annotated as sulfotransferase family 1C member 3. Gene Ontology annotation, cellular component: cytoplasm. Gene Ontology annotation, biological process: sulfation. The record is from RefSeq and is marked validated. NCBI's taxonomy places the organism in Eukaryota, Metazoa, Chordata, Aves, Galliformes, Phasianidae. The coding region runs from base 162 to 1085 and encodes 307 amino acids. Gene Ontology annotation, molecular function: sulfotransferase activity. The transcript is spliced from 9 exons.
ACUGUCAUUGAUACUACCUAUGACUGAAGACAUUCAGCCAUGAAAACUUCUCUUGUUAUUUAUCAGCAACAAAACUCAGUAUUCAGCAAAAAGCCCUAGAAGUGAAAAGCUGCACAAACGAAACACAGACCAAACAAGUUCUGCGCAUAUUUAUUGACAAAAUGGCCCUGGAUAAAAUGGAAAAUUUGAGUCUGGAAGAGAAUAUGCUCCGAUCUGAAAUGGGUGAAGUGCAAGGUAUUCCUGUCACGAAACCAACAUGUGACAUAUGGGAUCAAGUGUGGAACUUCAAAGCCAGACCUGAUGAUCUGCUUGUAGCAACAUACGCAAAAGCAGGUACUACAUGGACACAGGAGAUAGUGGAUAUGAUUCAACAAAAUGGAGACAUUGAGAAGUGUAGACGUGCCAGUACUUACAAACGCCAUCCUUUCCUUGAGUGGUAUAUCCCAGAUUCUUCACCUCUCGGAUACUCAGGCCUGAAGUUAGCUGAAGCUAUGCCUUCCCCGCGAACAAUGAAAACUCAUCUCCCCGUGCAGCUGGUGCCUCCCUCCUUCUGGGAACAAAACUGCAAGAUCAUCUAUGUGGCAAGAAAUGCAAAAGACAACCUGGUGUCAUACUACCAUUUCCACAGAAUGAAUAAAGUAUUACCUGACCCAGGAACCAUCGAGGAGUUCACAGAGAAAUUCAUGAAUGGAGAAGUGCUCUGGGGUUCCUGGUAUGACCACGUAAAAGGAUGGUGGAAGGCAAAAGACAAGCACCGUAUUCUCUACCUCUUCUAUGAAGAUAUGAAGGAGAAUCCAAAGAGAGAAAUUCAGAAGAUUAUGAAGUUUCUGGAGAAGGACUUAGACGAGGAGGUUCUCAACAAGAUAAUAUAUAACACCUCAUUUGAGAUAAUGAAAGACAAUCCCAUGACAAACUACACUAAGGAUUUUGUGGGAGUAAUGGAUCACUCAGUUUCCCCAUUCAUGAGAAAAGGAUCUGUCGGGGACUGGAAGAAUUAUUUCACUGUGGCACUGAAUAAGAAGUUUGAUCAGGAUUAUAAGAAGAAAAUGGCUGAUACCUCUCUAGUUUUUCGCAUGGAAUUGUGAUUAUUAGCAAUGGAAGUUAUUCUUUACAAUCUAUCAGCAUUUUCCUUUUUCCACAUUUUGCUUUUCCUUCACAAAAUGCCUUUCAAAAUCUUUCUUUCACACACUACUGAUUUUUCAUUGCAAUGAGAUUGUUCAAACUACGUGGAAACGUAGAUUUGCCUCCCCAAAGAAAAUACUCCCUCCCUGAAUAUUUGCCGUUCAACCCUUCCACAGUAACUUUUAGCAUUAACUAAAUUAUUUCAGAUAUUUCGGGUUUUUGUCUUUGUUAAACCGCAGUUGAUAUCACUGGCAUUUUCAAAUCAGAAAUUAUGAAACCAACAGGAAAAAAAGGUGUUAAAAGAUUGCACAAGGUGUGGGCAUUAUUAUGUUAUUCCCACGUUGUAUAAAUAUUAACUAAUAAAUAAUAGCAAUAAUGAAUUUUAAAUGUUGGUCAAGAAUAAACAAAGUAAUAGAAGCGCA